Diorhabda carinulata is the source of this 826-nucleotide messenger RNA. Its product is annotated as pyroglutamyl-peptidase 1. The record is from RefSeq and is a predicted model, not a curated record. Bases 145 to 762 code for a protein of 205 amino acids. Gene Ontology annotation, biological process: proteolysis. Gene Ontology annotation, molecular function: pyroglutamyl-peptidase activity. Gene Ontology annotation, cellular component: cytosol. The transcript has 3 exons. NCBI's taxonomy places the organism in Eukaryota, Metazoa, Arthropoda, Insecta, Coleoptera, Chrysomelidae.
ACAAAUUAACCUACUAUUGUGUGUGAAAAAUAUUGAUGCUUAUCUUUUUAUAAUAAUUUAUACCUGAUUAUAAGCAAUUUUACUAAUUAUUUAAAAAAUACGUUUUACAAACCUUAUUCAUGUUGAAUUUAAGUGUAAUUGGAAAUGUCUAAUACCACAAAAGAAAAUAUAAUCGUAACUGGCUUUGGACCUUUCGAUAAACAUUUAGUGAACGCUAGCUGGGAAUCUGUAAAAUUAUUACCAGAUGAAAUAGAAGGAAUUAAUUUAAUCAAACAAGAAAUUCCCGUUGAAUAUCAACACGUUCAAACAAAUAUACCGAAAUUAUGGGAACAGCAUCGUCCAUUGUUAGUGGUACACGUAGGGGUGUCAUCUGGAGCAAAAAAAAUAACAGUCGAAAAAUGUGCUUAUAAAAACGGGUAUAUAAAAUGUGAUUCCGCGGGGUUGAUUCACCAAACCGGAGAAGCGUCUUUGGAUGGUGAAAAUUGCAUUCUGACUGAAAUAGAUGUCGAUAGAAUUUGUAAUAGACUUAAUGGUACAGGAAAAAUAGAGGCUUGUCUAUCCGAAGAUGCCGGAAGGUAUCUUUGCGAAUUUAUUUAUUAUACAUCGCUCAACGUUGAUUCAUCAAGAACGCUAUUCAUUCAUGUACCCCCGCUAAAUGAGCCUUAUACAGCCAAGGAACUAUCCGAGGGGUUGAUAGAAAUUAUUAAAUGUGCUUUAGAACAAAUAUUAUCAAAUAAAGAACAGUGUAUUUGUGUUUUAUAGCAAAUAAUUUGAAGAAAAAAAGGUUAUUCUAAUUGUUUUUUAUAAUAAAAAUUGGUUAAUUGUG